Molecule: messenger RNA, 1715 nt
Organism: Camellia sinensis
Lineage: Eukaryota; Viridiplantae; Streptophyta; Magnoliopsida; Ericales; Theaceae
Product: stemmadenine O-acetyltransferase
Source: RefSeq, a predicted model, not a curated record
CUGAGCUUCCUCUUCUCUCUUGGUUUUGGUUGAGUUCUGUUUGUAACAAGGAUGACCUGUACAAGGAAAUGGAGUGGGUGUACAAAGAAGUCGGGCCUUUCGAGCCUCGAUAUUUCGAGUAACAAAAUGGAGUUGAAAGUUUUUUUUUGCUUGUUUGUUUUCAAACCUCUCUUCUCUGGAAGUUCUUUUCUUCCUCUUCUUUUCUCAACACAUCAAAAACAUGAAGGUGGUGGUGACAUCAAGAGAAACAAUCAAACCAUCUUCUCCAACUCCAGACCACAAUCGAAUUUUGCAACAAUCCUUCAUCGAUCAAAUAAACAUUCGAAACAUUAUUCCAUACAUUCACUACUACACGUCAGACGUUUGUAUCAGACCCACCUCCUCGGAAAAAUGUCACCUCCUAAAGAAAUCUCUCUCCGAGGCCCUAACUCGGUUCUACCCUUUAGCAGGGCGUCUCAGAAACAAUCUCUAUGUCGAGUGCAACGACGAUGGUGUCCCCUUCUUGGAAUCCAGAGUCCAAUCCCAACUCUCAAACUUUGUUCGAAACCCGAACUUUGAUGAUCUCAACAAGUUUCUUCCUUGUGACCAACUUGACGAUGCCGGUGACAUACCCUUGUCGGUACAAGUCAACAUCUUCGACUGUGGCGGCGUAGCCAUCGGUACGUGCUUUUCUCACAAAAUAGCAGAUGGGUUGUCUGUAGUGACCUUCCUCAAUUUCUGGGCUAAGCUUGCUAGAGGUGUUGACGUCUCCAAUAUGCCCGUUCCUCGAUUCGACAUUGCCACAUUUUUCCCACCAAGAGACAUUUCGGGUUACAAAAGAAGUUCGGGCACCACGAAAGAGAAGACUGUAGCGAAAAGCUUCGUGUUUAGCGACUCUGCCAUAUCUGCCCUUAAAUCCAAGUAUGUUAUGGGGUUAGAUAACCCGAAACCUCCCUCCCGGCUUGAGGUACUUACUACUUUCAUAUGGAGUAGAUUGGUGGCUGCCAAUGGAGGAGGGAGAGCAGUGGUUCAAGCAAUGAACCUACGGGGGCGAGCAAAUCCACCGUUACCAGAGUCCUAUUUUGGUAAUCUGAGUCGUUUUGCUACAUUUGUACCAUCCAUAGACUGUAAUGGAAAUGAGGGUUGUCGUUUUAUUAAUCAAAUGAGGGAAGCGAUAAAGAAAAUCGACAGUGAUUAUGUCAAAAAUUUACAAGAGGGAGGCAAUGUGAUUGAAAUGUCGAGCUCUACCAAUGUAGUGGAUUCUAGCAAAUUAGAGAAUAAUUCUCUCGUCUUUGCGAGUAAUUUCUUGUUCCCAUUAUACGAAGUAGAUUUUGGGUGGGGAAAACCGAUAUGGGUGAGUUUCGCUACGUUACCGUUCAAGAAUUCUAUUAAUUUUCUACCUAGGAGAGCAGGUGUUGGCAUUGAAGCUUGGUUUUUUAUGAAAGAGGAUGACUUGGCCAAACUUGAAGCCGACAAAGAGUUCCUCGCAUUUGUUUCUCCGACCUCGGGUGCACAAGAUUUGCUUACCAGCUCCCUGUAGAUGUGGGAAAUUUGCCUGUUUCAAUCCAAUUUCUUCAUCUACAUUUUUGUUUUGGUUUUGGUUUUGAAUGUGUUGUUUGACUCAGUCUUUUGUUGUGCUUUUUUGUUGUCACAAAUAAACUAAAUGUUAGUGUUUUUUAUUCCACUGUUUCAUGUUGUUAUCUUAAAUAAUGCAAGCUCAUUUUAAAUUCAAAAUU